UUGUCUUAGAAAUCAGCCCAGUAAUGGAUUUCUUUGCAAAGUCCUUUAACGGUAUGCGAUAAUUAACUCAUCCUCAAGCAAAAGUCAUGCACAUAUUUAAGCUAUGAAGAAGCAAUGACUACACGUUCCUUUUGAGGAGCUUGAUGGGUGCUGAUUGCUGAAGAAAAUAAAUGGUGACAUGAUUAAGCUUCUUUUGGUGCUAAAGAGAAUGUAAUGGCCAUAUUAUCUGAAAUAUAUAGAUCCUGGAUUAGAAGAGCUGAUAUAGCAGCUGCUGCAAAGAUAGAUCGAGGAUUGUUGCUACAUUGUUCUUGUUUUGAAGGAAAGGUAUCACUAAACGAGAGUAAGAUUCAUAACAUUGUCGGCAGAUUUCCUCAAAUUUUCCUUAAACUAACACAUCUCACAACUAGUCACAAGUCACGAUAGUCUAACAAGGUUUCAUUCAACUGGAUUAACAUGAUCCUUUAUACUUGCUAGAUUAGCUACGCCCAAUCCUGAUUACCACCUUAUAUGUGCUACUUUUGAGUCUUGAAGCAAGCAAUCCUUUACUAUAGUAAUGCUGCAGAAAUAUUAUACAUGGAUGUGAUAAUUACCUAAUUCAUGUACAAGUCUCAUCGGACUACUCUGCAAUUUUGAGUUCAGGAAUAAGCUGAUUUCAGAUAAACCAAGUAAAAUUUGCUUCUUGAGCUUCUGUUCUCUGCAUAUUAUGCAGACAGCAGAAAGAAGAUGUUGAUGUAAUACAUAAUCAUGAAGUGAAAGGUCACAAAUUUGUAAUCUUAUUUCUGUCUGAGCCGAAUUUUGUACAUGUUAAUUGCCUCCUCGAUUAAACUAUCGAGCCUUCCGACCAGCUAAUUAGGCUUGCUAUGACUUUUAUUUUAAACAUAUCAACAAAAUGAGACCUUUCUCGUGGCCCUAUUCAGAAAGGGGUUUAACCUUGUUAUCCUUUCUAAUUUGGUUUCCAUGGAACUGGUCUUUCUUGUCUGAUUAAUACCCUCUAAUUAUGUAAGCUCCUUUCAACUCCAGUAUACCUUAAAUAAAUUUAGACGUUAUUUCUAGAUGUUUGGAGCACUAAUAUUAAAAUUCAGAUAUUGGUGUGAGCAUAUGAAUUGAUAAGACACGUACAUGUUCGGACAUUCUUUGUGAAUACUGCAGUAACUUCAUCUUGUGCAGUGGUCCUUUGUCUGCCUCUGCUUGAUGAUUGAUGAACGGAAAUUGGUUAUCUGCAGACUACUCAUCUCUUCAUUGAUCUUAUAUCUUAACUUUAAUCUCUUAUCGGUUAACCACCUAAAAGAUCUGGAUCAUUGUUUCAUAUUGUGAUUUGCAAAAUAAAUGGUGGUUUGUCUUUUGAUUGUUGAUGAUCUAACUUUACUUGAAAUGAUACCAUGUAUUCAUCCAGGUAAUUGCAGUCGCAGUUAGUCCCUUGAUCACCUAACUUCAGUUUAUGAACAGACGGAAAUGGCAUCUUUAGUCCACCUGCCAUCUGCAACAUCAGCAGUGACUUCGCGACAUGCACGUCAUAAACAGCUGCAAUUGUUGAAAAUCCAAAGAGUGCCAAAUGGAAUGACCUUUCCUUGUAAUAGCCGUAAGUCGUUCACUAUUUGCUGUUCAAAUCAGUCUCCAUGGGAACCUGCACCUGUCACCUAUGUUCCUAGUGAUAAUAUUGAAGAUAAAUUUUUGGAAGGGACAACCAAUAUAUUUGAAACCAUGUCGUCCAGCAAACCAGCUGAAUCUUCAUUAACUGAGGCUGAAGGCCUCACUGAUGUAAAGAAUCAGCCACCUUUGCAGCUCCAAUACCUCCAAUGGCCUGUGUGGGUUCUUGGCCCUGCCUUUCUCUUAGCCACUGGGAUGGUGCCAACUUUGUGGCUGCCUAUUUCAUCAGUUUUCAUUGGUCCCAACAUAGCCAGCCUUCUUUCCUUGACUGGACUUGAUUGUAUUUACAAUCUUGGAGCAAACCUAUUUCUCCUGUUAGCCGAUUCUUGUGCUCGAUCACCAGACACCAGUGAAGGUUCCAGCAGCAAGCCGCCUUUUAGUUAUCAGUUAUGGAACAUGGUCGCAAACAUUAUGGGUUUAGUCAUUCCCUUGACAGUACUUUUUGGUUCUCAUAACAGUUUCCUUCAGCCUCAACUUCCUUUCAUUUCUUAUGCUGUGCUCUUGGGUCCCUAUCUCUUGCUUCUAUGCAUACAGAUACUCACAGAGAUGCUGACGUGGCAUUGGAAGUCACCAGUAUGGUUGGUGACACCGGUAGUUUAUGAAGCUUAUCGUGUGUUGCAAUUGAUGAGGGGGUUAAAGCUCAGUGCAGAACUCGCUGCACCAUCAUGGAUGCUGCAUACAAUUCGGGGGCUAGUCUGCUGGUGGGUACUCAUUCUUGGCAUGCAGCUCAUGAGAGUCGCUUGGUAUGCUGGUUUCACUGCUCGGGCUCAUCAGAAACAGAUGCAUGCCCUUCCCGAUGUUGGUUAGGUCCAAAUGAUGCAACUUUCCUUUUUUGGUUUACAGAACGAAAAGGUGGUUGUAUAUGGAAUUGAAUUAUAGGCUCCCCCCCCCCCCCACCACCACCACACACACCAUUUCUUCCCGUUUCUUGUUACCGUUGUGCCUAAGGAGUUGGCCUUGAGAGUAACUACUAAGAUGUAUGUUACCAGAAAACGAACCAAAAAACGUAUACAUCCUGAUAUUUGUUUAGUUAAAUAUGCUUGCAGUUUCUCUCUAAAAUAUAUCUCUCAGUGCAUCA
Molecule: messenger RNA, 2725 nt
Organism: Nicotiana attenuata
Lineage: Eukaryota; Viridiplantae; Streptophyta; Magnoliopsida; Solanales; Solanaceae
Exons: 1
Coding region: 1453-2454 (333 amino acids)
Source: RefSeq, a predicted model, not a curated record